Messenger RNA from Paralichthys olivaceus (Japanese flounder), 1269 nucleotides. Its product is annotated as hydroxycarboxylic acid receptor 2-like. Lineage: Eukaryota; Metazoa; Chordata; Actinopteri; Pleuronectiformes; Paralichthyidae. Gene Ontology annotation, biological process: G protein-coupled receptor signaling pathway. Gene Ontology annotation, molecular function: G protein-coupled receptor activity. Gene Ontology annotation, cellular component: plasma membrane. The record is from RefSeq and is a predicted model, not a curated record.
UCGCUUCAUUCUUCCUCCGACACCUUACGAAUCAAAUCCUGUCGUCCGUCUGACGGAUCCACACCUGUGAUUCAAGUUGGACCAGAAAGUCGAUUUAAACAGAUUCAUCAGACGGACGUUAGUUAUUCUAUAAAAAUGUUGUCAGCGCAAAAUGAAAACUUCACAACCCCCGUCUCCGGUGGCGGCAGAGGCGGCUGCCCACCUGUCGGGAUUCAACUGGAGGGUGUGAUCCUGCCCCCUGUCCUUACUAUCGAUGUCAUACUGGGGCUUCUGGGUAAUGUAGUCGCCCUGUGGAUCUUCUGUUUCAAACUGAAGACCUGGAACCCCAAUAACCUGUUCCUCUUUAACCUGGUCAUCGCUGACUUCUUCGCUCUCCUCAGUCUCCCUCUGAGGAUCGAUGCCUUGCUCAGGGGUCACUGGGUGUUUGGAGACGGGUUGUGCCGAAUCAACCUCUUCCUUAUGUUUUCCAACCGCUCGGCCAGCAUCGCUCUGAUGACCGUGGUGGCAAUCUAUCGCUACUUUAAGGUCGUCCACCCUCACCACAGGUUCAACCGAAUGACCAUGCAUCAGGCUGCGUUGGUGCUGCUGUUGGUUUGGCUGCUGGUGAUCAGCCCUCGGGUUCCCAUGUUAGCUUACAGCCACAUAAAGGGCAGCGGCAACAGGACCCAGUGCUUCUUCUUCACGUCGUACAAAGAGGCCUCCCGCGCCAUCAUCAUCCUGGUCGGCAUGCACCGGAUCCUGACGGUGCUGGAGUUCUUCAUCCCGCUCGCCAUGCUGCUGUUCUGCUCCAUCCGGAUCUCCAGCUUCCUGAAGGAGCGGCAGAUGGGCAAACCUGACAAGGUACGCAAGGCGAUGCGAGUGUGUGCCGCCAUUGUUGCAGUCUUCAUGGUUUGCUUCUUGCCCACCACGGUUACGACCAUCGGGGUUUGGGUCGUCCGCUCGUACCGCCCAUGGGACUGUGCCGCUUUCUACACGUUUACACAGCUCACCAUCGUGUCGUUGGGACUGAACUUCCUGAACUCGGCUCUGGACCCCAUCGUCUACGUCUUCUCGAGCUCCAUGUUCAGGAAGGCCCUCUGCAGCUUGUUGCCCCGCGCCCUGUGCUGUGGUCAAGACGCCACUGCCAAUGAAAACUCAGCGUCCUCUUCAGGAAAUCAGUCAACGACCCAACAGGAACUGAAAUCCAUGAGAAUGAGCAGAGGGAGUGAAGCCAUGUGAUCAGAACUUCUCCCAGAAUAUUGACUACAUACCUGAUUAUUGUUGGUUAAA